Messenger RNA from Engraulis encrasicolus (European anchovy), 4974 nucleotides. It is a transcript of the gene mppe1, whose product is annotated as metallophosphoesterase 1. The record is from RefSeq and is a predicted model, not a curated record. The transcript has 9 exons. Gene Ontology annotation, cellular component: endoplasmic reticulum-Golgi intermediate compartment. The coding region runs from base 367 to 1572 and encodes 401 amino acids. NCBI's taxonomy places the organism in Eukaryota, Metazoa, Chordata, Actinopteri, Clupeiformes, Engraulidae. Gene Ontology annotation, molecular function: phosphoric diester hydrolase activity. Gene Ontology annotation, biological process: endoplasmic reticulum to Golgi vesicle-mediated transport; GPI anchor biosynthetic process.
CCGGCUACUAUGCUUACUGGUGAGAAAAUGUAGCGUUAAUGGCGCUAGCUGACCCGAUUUAUGAAGUUAUUCAUGCAUGCAGAUGUGGUGUUCUGUGAUGGGUCGUGCUCGAAUCUCAGCUUUGGUCGACAACGGGAACAUUUCGGAUUUGAUUUCUCUCCGUGCCAGCUCCUAUGAUGAAUGGUCCACUCACUGGCUAACAGCCUUCACGUGAAACCCAUUGCCCUGUCGCAUGGAACGGAGAGCCUCUCACACGGAUCGGAAUGGGCUUACGUGCACUGCCGCCUGAAAGGGAAUUUUUGGAUUAUUAUUAUUUAAUACCGACAUUACAUUCUCCAUGCGUUAUUGCCAGCAUGGUUCGUUUUUAUGGUGCCAAAUUUUAAAGAUAUUCGAGACACUUUAACGCUCAUCAUGUACGGACUGUUUGGAAAGUGCAAGUGGAGUUUCACCCUGUCUAUGGUUUUAUCCGUGACCAGUGUGUUUUUAUUUUGUGAAUAUCUGAUAUAUUACCCAGCAAUUUUUCUGUGCUCAUGGCCCAAGAUGACGAACGACAACACUUCUCUGUCUUCUCCUGUACGGGCUUUGUUUUUAUCGGACACGCAUCUUUUAGGAGCCAUUAAGGGUCACUGGUUCGACAAGCUGAGAAGAGAGUGGCAGAUGGAGAGGGCUUUUCAGACAGCACUGUGGGUGCUGAAGCCAGACAUCGUGUUCAUCCUGGGGGACGUUUUUGAUGAGGGAAAGUGGAGCACCGCAAAGGACUGGGAGGACGAUGUCCGCCGCUUCAGGCACAUUUUCCGCCACCACAGCGACAUGGAGCUGGUAGUCAUCAUCGGCAACCAUGACAUCGGCUUCCACCACGAGAUGACUUGGCACAAGCUGCAGCGCUUUGAGAAGGUCUUCAAUGUCACGUCUGCCAAGGUACUCAGCCGCAAAGGAGUCAACUUCGUGCUGGUGAACAGCAUGGCUCUUCAUGGAGAUCACUGUCCCAUCUGCCGUAGUGUGGAGAAUGAGCUCCACAGGCUCUCAGCGGCCCUCAACUGCUCCUCACAGGAGAACCAAUCAGAGAGCAUGAAGCGCCGUUGCCAGGGGAGACAGACGUUCCCCGCCACCCCUCCAAUUCUAUUGCAGCACUACCCUCUGUACCGUGAGAGCGAUGCAAAGUGCACAGGGUUGGACGCAGCUCCGCUAGAAGAGCGCCACCAGCUGUUUCAGGAGCGCUAUGACGUGCUCUCGCAAGAGGCUUCACACAGGCUGCUGUGGUGGUUCCAGCCCCGCCUCAUUCUCAGUGGCCACACCCACAGUUCAUGUGAGGUUCUCCAUGACAACAAGGUUCCGGAGAUCAGCGUUCCAUCAUUCAGCUGGAGGAACCGCAACAACCCCAGCUUCAUACUGGGCACCAUCUCCCCGAGUGACUACGGCCUGUCCAAGUGCUUCCUGCCAGAGGAGAGCAGUGUGAUUGCCAUCUACUGCGGCAGUGCCAUGGCCCUGCUCCUCCUAGCCCUCGGACACUUCCACCUCUUCAGGGGAACGCUCAACAUCAGCAGCCUGGUGGGAAAGCACAAGCCCCUGUAGAUAUCAUACACAGCCAGGCCCGUCGACAGGGGUUGGAGUUCGAGUGUAUGUUGUCCUGUGCCCAGGGAGAUAGGAAGCCCAUAAUUGGGUCCCCAUUACAUUAUAUAUACUGAGUAGGAGGCCCUUUCAGAUGACUUUGUUUUGGGCCCAGCGAAAGCUGUCAGCGGCCCUCCGCACAGAUCCUCUUCUCAUUCCGUUGUGACGACCCUCCACUCUGGUAGGCCUACUCUUCCUCUCCAAGAACCACACUCCUGAUUCCCCUGUGACGACCACCCACCCCAUACCAGUACUCUCCACUCAUAUCUUAUAGGGACUGAAGCAUAACUCCCUGUAACUACUCACACACUCCUCUUGCUGUCCUCUCCCCACAACCCUAUGGGAACUUCAUGACAAGCCCUAACAACAAGCAUCCAUACUGAUAGCCACACUCCUCGUUUGAGAUUUCAAGCCCGGGAACAACCCCCCAUACGCGCUCCCCUCCCACAAAAAUACAUGUCAGUAGCCUUGUGGAGAAGUAUAAGCCUAUGUAACAACCCCUCCCUUACUAUCUCCUUCUCCAACCCCCAAGCCUUUCACUGGACUGCAAUGACCUUAAUGACCUCUGUGUGGUUGAGGGACGAGGGGGUGACCUCUUUUUACUUGCUAACGGGGAGAGCCACCCACUCUGGCAUCCCUUUUCUUCGCCGCCUGUGAAGAAACCUAUAGACUGGAAUGACCUGCAUAGUUUAAAAAAAAAGAGGUUGAUACGUGGUUGGUUGGAUGAGAAGCUUAAGUACAUGUGAUGUGGGACGACUUUUCAAAUGCACUAAAUCAGCCAGACCUACUUCUAGACCUAUAUCUGUCUCAAAAUGGCUGAAUACUCAGAAAAAAAAAUGUUCUGAAUAUGUCCCGCUUCCGGUACGUGUGCUAUACUCUGAUGCUGUUGUUAGCAUUACCUAGCCUAGUGCGACACCAUCCCUGACAUAAUGAACUGCGAAAAAAGAAGACUGAAAUUGCCUCCAUCUGGUUUGGAGGGAUGUAGCCCUCCACUUCACUGCCUAAUAGGAAUGCUCGAUCGCAUACCUCCUCCCCACCCCCAACACGACCCCCCACCCCGUGUGGUCUUUGUGUAGCGACCUCUACUGGAAGCAGUGGCAAUUGAACAUGUGAACAUAUACACGAGCAAUCUGAUUGGUGUUUGCAUGCUGGACCAAUCAGAAUUCCAUUUGAUAAUAAUGCCACACUUACGUUUACACCCAGCAUGUAAAUCUAGUACACAGUUGCGUUUACAAACUAAAGCAAAGUGAGGACCUAGUACACACGUUAACACACUGUGCACUGUGCGGUAUAAACCUUGUACACAUAUGCGUUUACACAGUGCUGCAGAGUAAGAUGUAGUACACAUACCUGUUUACAAUGGUGUUGUUUGAAAACCUAGUACUGAAAUCCAUUACCUGUACCUAUUGAAGCUGAAGACUUGCACAAAGCUAUUCGGGGCACCUGGAGUAUGUAGAACUGCCUACCUAAUUUUUAAAAAAUCACUUGAAAAGUGUUUAAGUGUUGGAGAUUGAUUUGAGCUAGAUUGAACUGUUUGAAAUGACAGGUAAAAAGGACUUGAACUUUUCUUUGGCUCAACCUGUGGAAAUGUCGAAAAGCUUUAAGAGUGCACUGUUGCUGGACAAUGUGUGGAUGCAAGUCCGAGUUCUACUGUAGUUUGUAGUUUUAAAUAAGUGAUGCAUUUGUUCAAAUGUUAUAUAAUAUAAUAAAAUAUAUUUCUAUACCUUUGUGUCAGCUUUAUGAAAAUGUAAUGAUUGUAUUAUCUGCAACAAACACUUUUCAGUCAUCAGCACGUUUUACACGUUGUUCCAACUCAGAAUUGCAAAAAAAUGAUACAUCAGAGGUAUUUUAUUUGCAAAAUUACUUGAAGACAUUCUCUCCACGAUUCUCAUUCUAGACAAACUGAAGGACAACUCUCUGCUCAUGUGCCUCUUUAUUACAAUAAAAAUAAGAAUAAAAAAAACUCCAAAUCCUCAAAGGCCAGACACAAAAAGGUUUUUUUUAAAUCACACUUUUUUUUGUCGGAAUAGACUUGCACAAGAAAAGCUGCUGUUCGGUGUAAAGAAUAGGCUAUCUAACAGUGCACACACAUCCACAUUGCCUGUGCAAUUGUGAAGGUCUCUUUGAUGACCAAAGAAUCACUAGUUUCUUCAUGUCUUCAUUUCAUUCUAAUAUAUGCUCUUGUGGAUGCCUGUAGUAUGCAUACCUCCCCUCUAGACAUUCAUGAAUAUGUAUACGCAUAGGCACACACAUUACUAUGUAUAGUUGUACAUAUAUAUUUAUAGAAUAUAACUCAUCUUUAUAAAUGUAUAUGUACACAUAUCAAUAUAAAAAUGCAGAUGUACAACUCAAGGUCUGUGACCACGACGCAUGGGUAUAUGAGUGCAUAUGUACACAUGCAUGCAGAUCACGCAUACAUACACACACAUUUACGGACACGUGUGGUGCACCUUCUUUCUCUGUUUCGCACACGCCCACACACGCGCGCGCGCACACACACCAACACACUCACGCGCCACAUCUAAAAAGAUGCUUCCUAAUAAAACAACACCAGGUUGUGAUUUGGACACUUUGAAUUUUUCCAAUGUUUUUUUUAUAUAUUUUUUUUACAUCUUUUUUUUUUUUUUAAAGCUGAGAAUUGGAACGAAAAAAGAAGGAUUUUUUUUUUUAAAGAGAGAAACAAAGGCAAUGUCAAUGCAACAUCUCAUCACUGAAGGUAAGUGGUUAAUUUUGCAUAUCGUAUACAGGAUUUUUUUUUUCCUUAUUUUUUUUUUCUUCAUUUUUGUACUAAAGAACAUCUCUUUUUGUUAUAAACCAGAAAAGACUAAAUUUUCUACAGAGAAGUAUUCCCACCAGCAGUUUUGACUGAGGGCGGAGCUGACAUCAAGCUGUACAGCGCAGUCAGAAAAUUAUAAUAAUAAUAAUCAUAAUAAUAAUAAUCAUGUUCUUACAUCAGAGCUCAUGUUACAAGUUACAGCCGCGAUGAAGGCACAAAGAUCUUCUACAAGUUGGUUCGUUCUCUCUCUUUCACCACUCACAAUCUCUCAAUGAAGUUGUACAAAAUAACAUUACAUUUUGCAGUCUGCGCAAGGUGUGACUUCCAACCUCGCACAAUCCUUAGGAUAGUAAAACAUAAACCGAAAAUAUAUUAUAUAUUUAUUUAUAAUAUUUAUAUAGGGCUAUUGUUCCUCUGGGAAAAAAAACCUCCCCCCUCCCCAGGGGGAUCAUCGGCGGAUGAAAAGUAAAGUCAGUGACAGCUGUCAAUCACGCAGGUCUAACAGCUGUGCGGGUCUACAGAUCGCUGCAGCCCCUAGACUGGUGGUUGCUUUAGCGUAGCGACCUGAGCCACCUCAGAACAGCCCCCAC